Molecule: messenger RNA, 867 nt
Organism: Chaetomium globosum CBS 148.51
Lineage: Eukaryota; Fungi; Ascomycota; Sordariomycetes; Sordariales; Chaetomiaceae
Exons: 6
Coding region: 1-867 (288 amino acids)
Biological process (GO): protein folding
Cellular component (GO): endoplasmic reticulum membrane
Source: RefSeq, a predicted model, not a curated record
AUGGGUUCAACAAAGUUUGGCAAUUUCAAUGAAUUCUGUCGCGACGCCACGCUCCCCAUCUGCAAUUCAAGGCCAUGGGAUGAUGAGUGCAAGUUGAAGGGCAUCCCUCUGUCUGAUGAACGGCAGCUGGGCAAUCUUGGGUCCAUAAUACUAUGCGGAAUUGCAAUCGUCAUCAGCGUCUUGCUAUUGCUUCGCUCAGAAAGGAAACGGGCAGCUGUCGGGCGGAGAGAAAUGCAAGCGUUCCUCGUAGGAUAUAUACUGAUCUCAAUAUGCGAAAUUUUCUCAGUUGGGGAUUUCCCUUUGGAUAACAAAGUGCGAUUGGCAUUUAGCGCCAUUCAUAUCGGCGCCAUUGCGGCGACCACAUGGAUCCUCUUCCUCAAUGGCAUUGUUGGAUACCAGCUGAUGGAUGACGGGACUCCAUUUUCCCUCGGCCUCCUCCUCGGCUCCUCUCUCCUGUUCCUCAUCGGCGUCGGCUACAUCGCCCUCGACACCGGCUUCUCCUUUACCCAGUAUUGGGACUCGAGCCGAACCGGCGUCAACAGACACAUCGCGCUCUAUGUGCUGUACCUCCUCCUCCCGCUCUUGUGGAUCGUCCUCUACUUCAUGCUAGAGACGGUGCUUGUGCUGAGGGUCCUGGGCGAGACGCGGCCCAUGAUGUUCCUUGUCUCUGCGGCGGUUGCCUUCGCCGCGGGUCAAGUCUUCGACUUCGUGGUCAGCCCGUACAUUUGCAACGGCACAUCCGGCGCGAUCGACGGCGCCCUCUUUGAGACCCUGUUUACGCUAGUGGCGGUGGUUCUGGUUUGGUUUUUCUGGUCCAGCAUCACCGAAGACGACUGGCCGGUGGACCCUGGCAACCCUUACCCUUAA